GCAGCCGACAAUUUUAGUAAUUGCUCUUUCAGCAACGAACGCCCACAGAACAUGCGCUUUGCCAAGUCGCCUGGGUUGCGAAUCGACUAUAAAAUGCAGCGACGUCUCCGAGAAUUCCAACAAGAAUCACUUCCACCAUCAACGCCUCCUCCGCCAUCACUACUACUGCUAUGAGCGUCGAAUUCACCGUCUUCAAGGGCUCGAAAGCCGAUGGCAUCGUCCAAGCAACGAGCUCUCGUCCUGUGCCAACCGGGAUCCAAGUCCUGGUCCGCAUCACGCACUCCGGCAUCUGCGGCACCGACGAGCACUACAAGCACGCCGACAUGGCGCUCGGACACGAGGGCGUGGGUGUCGUUGAGCAGGUCGGAUCGGACGUGUCCUCGCUGCGCGUCGGCGACAUAGUCGGAUGGGGCUACAUUCACAAGACGUGCGGGAAAUGCGAGCACUGUCUGCAGGGGCAGGACCAGUACUGCACCGCCCACGAGAUGUACGGCACGCACAGCUUCGACCAGGGCUCGUUCGGCACGUAUGCCGUCUGGGAGGAGCCCUUCCUGUUCCAGAUUCCAGCAAACCUGGCCCCUGAGCACGCGGCUCCGCUGAUGUGCGGCGGCGCGACCGUGUUCGAGGUCCUCGACAGCUACGGCAUCCGGCCCACGCAGCGCGUCGGCGUCGUCGGGAUCGGCGGCCUGGGCCACCUGGCCGUGAUGUUCGCUGCGAAGAUGGGCGCGGAGGUCGUCGUCUUCUCGAGCUCCGAGUCGAAGCGGGAGGAGGCCGCGCGGCUGGGCGCGUCGGAGUUCCACUCGACCAAGGACGUGUCGAAGUUCGAGAACGUGCGGCCGCUGGACCACCUGAUCGUGACGACCAGCUACAUUCCCUCCUGGGCACCGUACAUUGCGGUGAUGAAGCCCAAGGGCACGAUCUACCCGCUGACGGUCAGCCAGGACAACUUGUCCAUCCCCAGUCUUCCCCUCAUCCUGGGUGGGAUCAACAUCCAGGGCUCGACUGUCGCUGGCCGCUCUGUCCACCGCCGCAUGCUUGACUUUGCUGCGCGCAACCACAUCGAGCCGAUUAUCGAAAAGUUCUCGAUGACUAAGGAGGGCGUCGAGGAGGGCAUGUCUCGCUUGAGGGACGGCAAAAUCAGAUACCGGGCUGUUCUCGUUGUGUAAUCGACUGGAUUUCAAGUCAAAUACUGUAGCUACUAAACCUAAUUUCUCUUAGUGUGUACAUCUAUAAUCAGAAAUCAUUUGAUUCAGUGUUAGUAUCGAGGUG
This is a messenger RNA of Mycena citricolor, 1269 nucleotides long. Lineage: Eukaryota; Fungi; Basidiomycota; Agaricomycetes; Agaricales; Mycenaceae. The record is from the annotation of a GenBank genome assembly.